Messenger RNA from Micromonas commoda, 951 nucleotides. RefSeq lists its product with no specific name. Gene Ontology annotation, molecular function: omega-amidase activity. Gene Ontology annotation, biological process: L-glutamine metabolic process; oxaloacetate metabolic process. Lineage: Eukaryota; Viridiplantae; Chlorophyta; Mamiellophyceae; Mamiellales; Mamiellaceae. Gene Ontology annotation, cellular component: mitochondrion. The annotation marks the transcript as partial. The record is from RefSeq and is a predicted model, not a curated record. The transcript has a single exon.
AACUCGUCUCUCCCGUCCAAGGUGAAGGUGGCGCUCCUGCAGCUCCCCGUCGGAGAGGAUAAGUCGCUGAACAUCGCGAACGCGCGCGCCGCCAUCGAGGACGCCGCGCGAGAGGGCGCCGCGCUCGUGGUCCUCCCCGAGAUGUGGAACUGCCCGUACAGCAACGACUCGUUCCCUUCCUACGCGGAGAUCAUCGGACCCGCGCCCGGUCGCUGGACCGGCGGCGGUGGAACCCUCGCGAAGGAGGAUGACGAAGACGGGGACGAAAAGUCGGCACCCGGGGACGGGGUCGGAUCCGACGCGGCGUCGGUGGCGAUGCUCUCGAACGCGGCGGCGAGGCUCGGCGUCGUCGUCGUCGGCGGCAGCGUCCCGGAGCGGUGCGCCGACACCGGCGCGCUUUACAACACCUGCUGCGUGUUCGACUCCGACGGGUGCCUGCUCGGUAAGCACAGGAAGACGCACCUCUUCGACGUGGACAUCCCCGGGGAGAUAUCGUUCAAGGAGAGCGACGUGCUGAGCCCGGGAACGGAGCUCACCGUCGUGGACACCGCGGUGGGCCGACUCGGGAUCGGGAUCUGCUUCGACGUCAGGUUCCCCGAGCUCGCGAUGGCGUGCGCGAACAGGGGAGCGCAGAUCAUGGUGUACCCCGGGGCGUUCAACACGGUCACGGGGCCGCUGCACUGGGAGCUGCUGCAGCGCGCGAGGGCUGUGGAUAAUCAGAUGUUCGUGCUGACGUGUUCGCCGAGUCGCGUGCCGGGCGCGGGAUACCAGGCGUGGGGGCACAGCACGGCGGUGGGACCGUGGGCGGAAGUGAUCGCGACGACGGACGAAAAGCCCGGGACGGUGCACUGCGAGCUGGACAUGGAGCAGAUCCGCGUCAGGCGGAGGAACAUGCCCCUCGAGAAGCAGCGGCGCGGGGACGUGUACGAACUUCGCGACCUCGGCGCCUGA